Closterium sp. NIES-65 is the source of this 1590-nucleotide messenger RNA. Lineage: Eukaryota; Viridiplantae; Streptophyta; Zygnematophyceae; Desmidiales; Closteriaceae. The record is from the annotation of a GenBank genome assembly.
AUGACUAAGGUUCUUCCACAUGAUGCAUUCAACAUGUGCAAGGCAAGAGCAGGUCUCAUGACACUUCAUGAAGCAGUGCAGCAGUUUGAGGAGAAUGAGGAGAAGCAACAUGGGCAGCAGCAUGGAGUGUAUGCCAAGGAGAUCCUUCCCGCCCUCCCUGCACGAGGUGAGACGGCCCAGAGCUACCAUGCCAUUCGUAUUUCCUCACCUCCCCAUCCAGCGCAUGCAGCGUACAGCAAGGCAGAGGAGAAAUUCCAAUGUGCAUCGCCAUCCCUCACCUCCCCAUCCCUCACCUCCCCAUCCCUCACCUCCCCAUCCCUCACCUCCCCAUCCCUCACCUCCCCAUCCCUCACCUCCCCAUCCCUCACCUCCCCAUCCCUCACCUCCCCAUCCCUCACCUCCCCAUCCCUCACCUCCCCAUCCCUCCCCUCCCCAUCCCUCCCCUCCCCAUCCCUCCCCUCCCCAACACCGCAGAAGAUUGUUGGCGUGCGACCCGCAACACCGCUGAGUCGGGGGCGCAGCGACAUCUUGAGAGCCACCAUCUCCGCCUCACCCCAUACCGCCUCCCCCACUCCGCCUCACCCCAUACCGCCUCACCCCAUACCGCCUCACCCCAUACCGCUUCACCCCAUACCGCCUCCCCCAUUCUGCCUCACCCCAUACCGCCUCACCCCAUACCGCCUCACCCCAUUCUACCUCACCCCAUCCCCGCCUCCCCAUCCCUUCCCUCCCCAUCCCUCAACUCCCCAUCCCCACCCCAUCUCCUCCUCACCCCUCCUCCUCCUCACCCCAUUUCUGUCACACCCCAUCUCCUCCACACCCCAUAUCCUCCUCACAUCAUCUCCUCCUCACCCCUCCUCCUCCACACCCAAAGCCCUCCUCCUCCCAUCUCCUCCUCACACCAUCUCCUCCUCACCCCAUUUCCGUCACACCCCAUCUCCUCCACACCCCAUCUCCUCCUCACCCCAUCUCCUCCUCACCCCAUCUCCUCCACACUCCAUCUCCUCCACACUCCAACUCCUCCACACCCCAUCUCCUCCUCACCCCAUCUCCUCCACACCCCAUCUCCUUCUCACCCCAUCUCCUCCUCACCCCAUCUCUUCCACACCCCAUCAGAUGCCUCACCCCAUCUCCUUCUCACCCCAUCUCCUCCUCACCCCAUCUCCUCCUCACCCCAUCUCCUCCUCACCCCAUCUCCUCCACACUCCAUCUCCUCCACACUCCAACUACUCCACACCCCAUCUCCUCCUCACCCCAUCUCCUCCACACCCCAUCUCCUUCUCACCCCAUCUCCUCCUCACCCCAUCUCCUCCACACCCCAUCUCCUUCUCACCCCAUCUCCUCCUCACCCCAUCUCCUCCACACCCCAUCAGAUGCCUCACCCCAUCUCCUUCUCACCCCAUCUCCUCCUCACCCCAUUCCACUCCACCCCUCAAAAUCCCCCCAUUCCGCCCCACCCAUCUCCACCCCACCCCCUCUCCGCCCCACCCCAUCUCUGCCUCCACUUGUGCGUCCAGAAUAGCCCGCCACAGCUGCUGCUGUGGCGAGCGGGUGUGGCUGCAGACGGGGGUCACAAGUGCUGUGCUGUGA